Molecule: messenger RNA, 1579 nt
Organism: Bombus pascuorum
Lineage: Eukaryota; Metazoa; Arthropoda; Insecta; Hymenoptera; Apidae
Gene: Josd
Product: josephin-2
Exons: 4
Coding region: 694-1398 (234 amino acids)
Biological process (GO): protein deubiquitination
Molecular function (GO): cysteine-type deubiquitinase activity
Source: RefSeq, a predicted model, not a curated record
AUAUAUGUGUGUUAGGCGCGAUUUCGAUAACAUUGUAAUUGAUAAACAUUCACGUGAUAAUACGAGAAAUCGAUUAUUUAAAAUACAAGCUUUAAAGAAUAAAUAAAUUUUGCAGAUACUAACGGAUGCUAGUGAAGUAUUAGUAGUCUAAAGAUAUCCAAUCACCGCUACGGAAAACUAGUUUAAACAAGGAUAGUAUGCAUUACGUGUAGGUUCAAAUCACUUUUUAUACCUGACGUGUAUUACUGAUUACUGUUGAAUAUUCUCGUUUACCAAUAAAAAGGAAGAACAUGUAAUUGUAAACGUUUCACCAAGAUAUGUGAUGAAUCAAUUGCGAAUGAACAUAAAUAAAUAAUAUAUUUAUUGAUGUUUACCAAAAAUAAACUUUAAUCCAUUCCGUAAUCGUAUUUGAAGGUGACAGAUAUUUGUUCCUUGUCAAAGUAUGUAUGUUUUGACAAUAAUUGUUUAGUACUUAAUGUAAUCUAUCAUUAUAUUCGAAUAAAUAGCAGAUCCUACUCGCUACGUUCUAAGGUAUUACGUUAAUAGGUUAUCAUAGUUGUCGCGAUAUAACGUGAAUUACGUGUACAGUGAAACUCAUUAAACUUUAUAUAUAAUAAAGAUAUUAAUAAACGAUGCGUAUAAUUAAUUGAUAAAAUUGUUAACAUAAUAUAUAACAAAAAUUAUGUGAAUAAAAUGGUUGCAAACAUAGCAGCUGAUAUGACCGGAUCCAUAUACCAUGAAAGACAAGUGAAAGAGCUUUGCGCAUUACACGCAUUAAAUAAUUUAUUUCAAGAAAGAGGAUUUAGUAAACAGGAAUUAGACCAAAUUUGUUAUAGCUUAAGUCCAGAUGUAUGGAUAAAUCCCCACAAAUCACUGUUAGGACUUGGUAAUUAUGACAUUAAUGUUAUCAUGGCGGCGUUACAACGAAAAGGACAUGAAGCAGUUUGGUUUGAUAAACGCAGAGAUCCAAAAUGUCUGUGUUUAGAUAAUAUUGAAGGUUUUAUAUUAAAUGUACCAACAGAAUAUAAAUUAGGAUUCAUAUUGCUUCCCUUGAAAAGACGACAUUGGAUUGCCCUGAAGAAAAUUCAUGGUGCCUUUUAUAAUCUUGACUCGAAACUUGAUUCUCCUCAGCUUAUUGGGAAAGAAAAUGAUUUACUUAUAUAUCUAAAGGACCAGAUAGAUAGUAAGGAAAAGGAAUUAUUUCUUGUCGUAUCGAGGGAGAUAGAUAAUAAUCAAGGAUGGCUAAUAAAUACGUAUGCAAAUAAAGAAGGGAUUAAUACGGAUCAUGAUAGUAUCACGUACAUCGAAGACGGCUAUAUGGAAAUGAAUUUGAAGAAAGAAGUGUCUGCAGAAAUGAAUGAAAAUGAAAAAUCAUUGGAUAACAAAAAUUCUAGGUAAUUGAAGCCUUUUUAAUUUACUUAAUCUAUGUAUUCAAUGCUUCAGGCCAAAAUAAAUUAAAGGUUAAAGCGACAAUAGUCCAUUAAUAAACAAAGUUCUAUGUUCAAGGAAUUGAAAAGAGAAGUAAAAGAUUACAAAUUAUAAAUGUUGCAUACAAAUUUUCUUGCAAGAAAGAAAAGGA